Messenger RNA from Manis pentadactyla (Chinese pangolin), 4672 nucleotides. It is a transcript of the gene DSG4, whose product is annotated as desmoglein 4. Lineage: Eukaryota; Metazoa; Chordata; Mammalia; Pholidota; Manidae. Gene Ontology annotation, biological process: homophilic cell-cell adhesion. Gene Ontology annotation, cellular component: plasma membrane; desmosome. The transcript has 16 exons. Gene Ontology annotation, molecular function: calcium ion binding. The coding region runs from base 267 to 3368 and encodes 1033 amino acids. The record is from RefSeq and is a predicted model, not a curated record.
UUGCAAUAAGAAUCGAGGCGUGUCUACGUUCUUACCCAGAACCCGAACAAGGCCAGCCUUCCAGACCGGCCCUGAGUCCGGGUGGGGACACAGAGUCAUUAUUGAGCAUCUCGUUCCUCUGCCCAGAAGGCACCGGAGUCGUCGCCCAGGCCCUCCUCGAAGGGCAUCUCGAAGUCCAUCUCGCUACAGAGCCAAAUUCAGGACCCAGAGAGGAUUGGGACUUAAACAGAAUCUCGCAGGGGUUCGUGUCUAGAGAAACCGAAGGAAUGGACUGGCUCCUUUUCUGGAACAUUGGCCUGUUGAUCAUUUUAACAGUGGUGCUGGAGGUAAACAGUGAGUUUAUUGUCGAGGUGAAGGAGUUAGACAUUGAAAAUGGCACCACAAAAUGGCAGACUGUCAGAAGACAAAAGCGGGAGUGGAUCAAGUUUGCCGCAGCCUGUCGGGAAGGAGAGGACAAUGCCAGGAGGAAUCCAAUUGCCAGAAUUCGAUCAGACUGUGAGAUGAACCAAAGGAUUACAUACCGCAUUUCUGGGGCAGGAAUUGAUCGACCACCUUAUGGAGUGUUCACUAUUAAUCCUCAGACUGGAGAAAUUAACAUCACUUCAGUGGUGGACAGAGAGAUAACUCCACUUUUUUUGAUCUAUUGCCGGGCUCUGAAUUCACGGGGUGAAGAUUUAGAAAAGCCUCUUGAGCUUAGAGUCAAAGUUAUGGACAUAAAUGAUAACCCUCCAGUCUUUACACAAAAUGUGUACUCAGCCAGCAUUGAAGAAAACAGUGAUGCAAACACACUGGUUAUAAAGUUAAGUGCCACCGAUGCAGACGAAGACAAUCAUCUGAAUUCUAAGAUUGCCUAUAAGAUCAUGUCUCAGGAGCCGGCAGGGGCACCAGUGUUCAUCCUGAACAGGUACACUGGAGAAGUCCGCACGAUGUCCAGUUUCCUUGACAGAGAGCAACACAGUACAUAUAACCUCCUUGUGAGAGGCUCAGAUCGAGAUGGAGCUACAGACGGACUGUCCUCUGAGUGCAACUGCAGAAUCAAGGUUUUAGAUGUCAAUGAUAAUUUCCCCACUCUGGAGAAAACUUCUUACUCGGCAAGAAUUGAAGAGAACUGUUUAAGUUCAGAACUGAUACGGUUACAAGCAAUUGAUCUUGAUGAAGAAGGCACUGAUAAUUGGUUAGCAAAAUAUUUAAUUCUCUCUGGAAAUGAUGGGAAUUGGUUUGAUAUUCAAACAGACCCAAGAACCAAUGAAGGCAUUUUGAAAGUCAUUAAGAUGCUGGAUUAUGAACAAAUGCCUAAUAUUCAUCUGAGCAUUGGAGUUAAAAACCAAGCUGAAUUUCACCACUCAGUUGCUUCCCAAUUCCAAAUGCACUCAACUCCUGUGAGAAUUCAGGUUGUUAAUGUGAAAGAAGGACCCGCAUUUCAUCCAAAUUCUAUGACCUUCAGUGUGCGAGAAGGAAUCAGGGGAGAUUCCUUAUUGCAUCACAUGCUCGGCACAUACACAGCUGUGGAUCUGGACACGGGAACCCCAGCGACAAACGUCAGGUAUAUCAUAGGACAUGAUGCAGGCAGCUGGUUAAAAGUAGAUUCAAGGACUGCUGAGAUACAGUUUUCUAGGGAAUUUGAUAAGAAGUCAAAAUAUAUUACCAAUGGGCUGUACACAGCAGAGAUCCUGGCUAUAGACGAUGGUUCUGGGAAAACAGCAACCGGAACUAUAUGUGUCGAAGUUCCCGAUGCCCACGAUUACUGUCCAGUCAUUCUUGCUGAAAGUGAAACCGUCUGCAUCGCCUCCCCAUCCACCCUCAUCUCUGUGAGAAAUGUCAACGAUCACUCUUACGGGGCUCCCUUCACCUUCUGCGUCGUAGACCAGCCGCCGGGGACAGCUGACUUAUGGGAUGUCAGAUCCGUGAAUGCUACCUCUGCCAUCCUGAUGGCUCAGCAGCCUCUGUACCCCACGCUGUACCACAUCCCCAUCCUAGUGAAGGACAGCUACAACAGGGCAUGCGAGCUGCCCCAGACCGUGCAGCUGCAGGCCUGCGACUGUGAUUAUGACCACACGUGCUUUUACGCUAGUACCAUGGGCCUCGACACGGGCGUCACCAGUGACACUGAGGUGCUUGCCACUGACGACCGGGUUGGGGGUUCAAACGUCAGUCUGGGCCCGAUGGGCAUCGGCAUGGCUGCUCUGGGCCUCUUACUGCUGCUUCUGCUGCCGCUCAUGCUGCUCAUGUGCUGCUGUAAGGGAAGACAGCCGGAAGGCCCGGGGACCAGGUUCGCGCCCGUGCCAGAUGGGGGAGAAGGCGCCAUGCAGCCCUGGGGGACAGAAGGGGCCUGCCCCGAGGACCCGGAUGUGUCAAAUAUAUGUGCAUCUACGAUGGCCUCUAACACCCAGGAUCGUAUGGAUUCCUCUGAGAUCUACACUAACACCUAUGUGGGCGGAGGAACGGCUGAAGGUGGUGUAUCGGGUCUGGGGACAGCCACUGCCCUGGUGGCCAGAGGAGCAGGGGCAGCAGCGUGGAGAGGGGCCGCCACGGCAGGAGACCACUGGGAAUGCGUGGACACCGGCCUGAACAUGGCUUUCCUGGACAGCUACUUCUCAGAGAAAGCCUAUGCUUAUGCAGACGAAGACGAAGGCCGGCCAGCCAACGACUGUUUGCUCAUCUACGACAGCGAGGGGGCCGGGUCUCCCGUUGGCUCCAUCGGCUGCUGCAGUUGGAUCCUGGACAACCUAGAUGACAGUUACAUGGAAACUUUAGAUCAGAAAUUUAGGACUCUUGCUGAAAUCUGCUUAGACAGAGAGAUUGAACCAUUUCCUUCACAGCUGGCCUGUAUCCCCAUCAGUACCGACCUCCCUUUGUUUGGGCCCAAUUACUUUGUCAACGAAUCUUCAGGAGUGACUCUCUCAGAGGCCGAAUUCCAGGCAGAAAUGGCAGCACCAGAACCUGUGGUUCCUGAGGACAUUGUCGUGACCGAGACGUACACCACCACUGACCAGUGUGUGCACCCCACUACGAUUGUUUUCGAUCCCCAGCUUGCACCCGGUGUUGUAGUGACGGAAACGCUAAUGGCACCUGUCUAUGAAGUCCACGGGAACAUUUGUGUACCUGCUGAGCUCGCCCACACACACAAUGUAAUCUACACGGAGAGAGUGCUGUCUGGUCCUGCUAUGCCCGACAUGGGCAGCAGCAGCUUAGCUGAUGGUUGUAUAGGACCUCUGAUGAGUGGCAGUAUUUUGGUAGGGCCAGAAAUUCAAGUGACACAAAUGGUGAGUCCAGACAUUCACAUAAGCCAAACCAUUGGUUCCACAUCACCAAUGACAUCUCAACAGAGAGUGACACAGUAUAGCAACGUGCAUUACUCCCAACAGUAAGCAGUUGGUGGUCAGUACUCUACAUGGAGACCUUGCACCUUGUAAUCACCAAAAGAUCCAUCAAAAAUGUAUAAUGUCCUAGAGUUAACAUUUUAACAGUCAACAAAUAUUCAAGUAUUCUAAGGUUAAUAUCACUUUGAUGGCAACUUUUUGAGGGUAACUAUGGCUAAGCACUUUCGAUCAGCCUUUUUAAAUUCUUUCCGAUUUUAAAUAGUGUGCCAAAAAACUUGAAGAAAAUGUGUUACAUCUUUAGAUACUGUCUAAUCAAUAGCACAUAACUCACAGGGAAAUCUUACAGGUUAUGGGCUGGUAGAACGGGUCAUGGAAACCAAAUACUCUUGCUCUUGAGGUGGCAAAACAAGUCUUGUCUGCAUUCACCAGUCAAAUUUAGCUGCAGAGAUAUAGUUCUAUUAAAAAUUUUCAUUAAAUAGGUAAAUGAAAUGUAUGUUUCUGAAAGGAAAUUGAAAAGGAAGUUGGAGCAUCCAUCAUUAGAGACCAUUUGUCCCUUUAAAUGGUUCCUCAAGAUAUACAAUAUUUAGGAUAUGCACCACUGCAAAUUGUCCCUCAAAAGGAAUUAUAUAUAUGUGUAGCUAUACAUAUACACAAAUCAAUAGGAUGAAUUUUUAUUGCACUUCACUGAUUUAUAUCACUAACUGUAAAUCAAUCUAGAAUAGCAACAGAAUUAUGACACUACAGUAGAAGCAGUUCUUAGGGGAAAUAUUAGAACUUUCCCCCUUACAAAGAUUUUUUUCUCUACUCUUAUUAAUUAUGUCAGAAAGCCAUAUGAAAUAUGGUUUAGUCAGUUUCAUUGACCUGAGUCAUAGAGAUUUCAUCUGGCAACCAGAUAGUCCCCAAAAGCACCUCUGUAAUUAUGCAGAUAUUCAACAAUGUAUUUACUUCAACAAUAUUUACUUAGAAGAUACUAUGUGUUGAGUGCUGGUCUGGGCUCUGUGGAUAUUCAGGUGAAGAAGACAGAUAUUAUUCCUGUCUUCAUAGAACUUCCAGUUGAUUCUAGACUUAAAACUCUGGAGAUAUGGCUUUGAGCUUCUAUCGAGAAUAAUUAACAAAGUAUUUAAGUCCAUUACCAAGCUGUGCUUCUUUUUUUAACUCUGCUGCUUGUGUUGAAUGAAUGAUAUGGAAACAUGCAGCAACUGCCUACUUUUAGUAAGCAAAAAGCGACUUGAGAAAAAGAAUUUCUAGCAAGAUGGUUUUAUUUAACUCUGUAAAAUAUGUAAACUACAUAGUUGUAAUUAUAAUGUGACUGGGAAGAUAAUGUAAAGGGAAUAAAUUUAUUUUAAGUCGUA